AUGGAUGCCCUCCGGCCGGUCGACACAUUACAGCCUCCUCGAACCGGCUCGUUCCCCGUUCCGCGAGACAGAAUGCGGCUCAACGAUGGGAUCGGAGCGGUUCUCGCUGUGGGGCCGAUAUUUCAAAUGCAGGCUGGGCUUAAGAUGCCGGAGCCGAUUGUCGGCGGCGAGGGAGAGAAGCGGCCGCCGAAGGGACACUUGGUGGUUUAUGUGGGCGGCGGGGAAAUGGGGAAGGUGGGGUCGCCGCCGCAGCGGUGCGUUGUGCCUGUGGUUUAUUUUAACCAUCCGCUUUUCGCAGAAUUGCUUAGGGAGGUUGAGGAGGAGUUCGGGUUUGGCCAUGUUGGAGGAAUCACAAUCCCCUGCUCUGUUUCACGGUUCGAGCGGGUGAAGGAACGAAUCGCCGGCGACACCUCCCGCCAGGGGAGGUCCGUUUGGGGCAGCUUAUAA
Phalaenopsis equestris is the source of this 447-nucleotide messenger RNA. Its product is annotated as auxin-responsive protein SAUR40-like. Lineage: Eukaryota; Viridiplantae; Streptophyta; Magnoliopsida; Asparagales; Orchidaceae. The record is from RefSeq and is a predicted model, not a curated record. The transcript has a single exon. Gene Ontology annotation, biological process: response to auxin. The coding region runs from base 1 to 447 and encodes 148 amino acids.